Guyanagaster necrorhizus is the source of this 493-nucleotide messenger RNA. RefSeq lists its product as uncharacterized. The transcript is spliced from 7 exons. The record is from RefSeq and is a predicted model, not a curated record. The coding region runs from base 135 to 461 and encodes 108 amino acids. NCBI's taxonomy places the organism in Eukaryota, Fungi, Basidiomycota, Agaricomycetes, Agaricales, Physalacriaceae.
GAACACUUGAGUUUUGCUAGGCACCACCGCCUGCAUGGAUACUCCUCAGAAACUUUCCUGGACAGACACGUUCACAAAAUCAUCAAUGUCUUCGGCCAAGGCUGGAUGGCUGCCGGUAGUGAUCCUUACCAGAAAUGGGGGCGCCAUUCAGCGCGACAGGUAUAAAAGCCUGCCAUGUCAAUACCCUACGAGUACCCCAUCCUGUCCUACAAGAUAUUCCUUCUCUCUUCACUACAAUGUGUUACUAUCGACAAGUCCGAAACAUAUACACAAGAUGCGGUCACGGCGUUACUGAUCCGGAUGAGGAGAUACGAUGCAAUCUCGUCAAUUGCAAAUUUAGCACUACGCACCCUCGCCAUUGCAGGCCACCGGCUUGCACCAAGACCUGUUGGCAAUACCGACAAUAUCCUCAACAAUAUUCACCUAACAUUAACGGGUAUUGCCCACAAUGUCGCAGAUAGGCAACGUGGACACCCUCAAAGUCCCGAUGUAC